Sparassis crispa is the source of this 534-nucleotide messenger RNA. RefSeq lists its product as hypothetical. The transcript has 2 exons. Bases 1 to 534 code for a protein of 177 amino acids. Lineage: Eukaryota; Fungi; Basidiomycota; Agaricomycetes; Polyporales; Sparassidaceae. The record is from RefSeq and is a predicted model, not a curated record.
AUGUCACAGACUUAUCCACCAGCACAAGGUCUGCGCGAUCUGCUCUACCUCUUCCCUCACGUCGAAAAUGACACGAUAGUGUCUAUCAUCCACCACGACCUUCAUGGCACCGAUAUAUACAGGCUCGACUCGCGUCGCAUACUUGAAUCGCAGUGGGAUCUUGUCGAGGCCUCGCUUGAGGAUCGUACUUGUGCGACAUCUGUGGCCGUCGACAUCUAUCGGACACUUGAUUCCCUGCUUGUCCCUCUCAAUGCCUACUUCUCCAUCCUCUCUUUGCACGGGCUCGCGCAUGGACAGCCGGCGAUGCUUCCCUGUUAUUUCUUCCGAUACAAUAGUCACCUCGUGAAGCUCGCCUCGCAGUACGAGUGGCCCGCCGUCCUCUCGUAUCACCUCGCGUUCUUCGAUCGGAGAUGUAAGGAGAUGAGGCUUGGAGACUAUUCAGGGUGGGGAAAGGUGGACGUGCAACUGAUGGAGGAGUUCCUCGUGCCAUAUCAAAAAACUUCCAAGUCUCGAAAAAAUGGAAGGAUAAGGUAA